AUCGCUCUCUUGAGGAAAUUUUCCAAUCGUCAUAGAUCUCGAAAAUGAAACCGGGGAAAACAGCAUGACUUUAUUCUAUUUAUGCGUUUCAUGCGAUAGAUAAUUGUAGCCGACGAUAUCCCUAAGGAAAACAUUACACCAACAGGGAGAAGAUAACUUCAAGGUUUUGGUAAAAACAGGAAGCAGUCGUUUUAUGGUUAACAGCUUGCUUUAUGGUUUAUUUUGACAAACUUCAUACCCGGAAGUCUUUAUUACAACCUAAUCUAAAACCACCUCGGCUUUCGAGUCCCUUGUCCAAUACAAUACCUGUAAUUCAAGCUACUGGAAGAACAUGGAUAUCAAUAUCUUGCUGCACAAUAUCAGCGAAGAACUCGACUCCAACGAGAUUGAUGCACUCAAAUUCCUGUGCAAAGACCACAUUCAAAGGAAAAAAAUGGAAGGCGUCCACGAUGGUCGGGACCUCUUCUUGAGGUUAGAAGAACAAGGGCUCUUGGAAGAUGUCUCCAUUGUGGGGGAGCUGCUGUACACUAUCAAACGAUAUGACCUGCUCAAAGUCCUCGGAACAUCUCAAAAGAUAACUCAGGAUACUCUUCGGAUGCAAGGGGACUCUGGCUGUCUGAUCUCCUCCUACAGAAAGCUACUGUAUGAGGUGUCGGAAGAUGUGUCUGAAGACAAUCUUGAGGCUAUAAAGUUCCUGUUGAAGAUUCCCCAGGUCAAAUCUUGUAAGAGCUUCCUUGACGUGUUGAUAGAGAUGGAGAAACAGGAGCUGUUGGGUGACAACAACUUUAAGGAUCUUGAGAGUUUGCUUGAAAACUGUCAACCAGAGCUGUGCUUCCGGGUUAAGGAGUAUGUAGCGGGCAGGGAUGUUGGCAAUACAAGUAUGACCUCAGUGCCUGAAACCAUGAUUGUACCAUCUGUCCAAGAGUCACCUUCCUCUACUAUGAGUCCAGUCAGUAGUGAGGGAGGAAUGAGUCUUUUCGCAGAUACGGGACCUGGCAGAACAGACCUAGAGAAGGACUGUUAUAACAUGACUCAUCGUCCACGUGGAUACUGUCUCAUCAUCAACAACUAUAAAUUUGCGAAGGCCAGUCAGCUGGGAAACCGUAAUGGUACAGAUAAGGACGCUGACAACCUAUCAUCAGUCUUCAGCUGGCUGCAUUUUGAGGUGCAGAAAUACCAGGAUUUGACUGCGACAGAAAUUCUGAACACUGUGAAUCGAUUUGGAACAUCGGACCACAGCUCCAAGGACGCCUUUGUCUGCUGUAUCCUCUCGCAUGGCGAGAAAGGCUCCGUCUUUGGCACGGAUGGCCAGCCGAUCCUCAUCCAGAAAAUCACCCAGCCGUUCAAAGGCAGCAACUGCCCCUCCUUAGCAGGCAAGCCCAAAAUGUUCUUCAUCCAGGCCUGUCAGGGCAAGAGCAAGCAGAUGGGCACGUAUAUCCAGGCUGAUGGCGAUGGGGGCGACGACGGAAUCUGCAGCAGGGACACCCUGCAAAUCCCGGAUGACUCCGACUUCCUGCUGGGCAUGGCUACUGUGGCGGAUUUCCAGUCAUUCCGCCAUGUCCGCUUUGGCUCCAUCUAUAUACAGGAGCUGUGUAAGCAGCUGAAGGAAGGCUGCCGAAGGGAAAAAACCAUCCUGGAAAUAUUGACCAUAGUGAAUCGGGAGGUAGGCCUCAGAAGCUACCCGGACUUCAAGCAGAUGCCUGAGCCCAGGUACACACUGACCAAGACUCUGGUUCUGCCUGUGGACUGAGGGUGGACCCUGCUGGAUCUCAUCCCCUUUCAUCAGAGCCCCAGAACCACUUUCUAAUGCACUUUCUGAUGCUGAAUGAACAAAUUGAGGAUUUUCUAUGUCUGCUCAUUUCCUGGACUUUCAGUUCAAAAAAAGACAAACUCCCUUGGUCUGAUAUGUUGUUUUUCUGCUACAGUUGAAGCAAAGAAUCUUAAGUAGAAAUAUUUUAAUAAAAUUUUAUUUUUUUUAAAUAAAGUCAGACACAAUAACA
This is a messenger RNA of Paramormyrops kingsleyae, 2000 nucleotides long. Its product is annotated as caspase-8-like. Gene Ontology annotation, biological process: regulation of apoptotic process; proteolysis. NCBI's taxonomy places the organism in Eukaryota, Metazoa, Chordata, Actinopteri, Osteoglossiformes, Mormyridae. The record is from RefSeq and is a predicted model, not a curated record. Gene Ontology annotation, molecular function: cysteine-type endopeptidase activity; protein binding.